UGAACCUCCUCUCCCUUCUUCCCCUCCUCCUCUCUGCUCCAGGAGCUCUGAUUUUUUCAAGAAAUUGGAAAAUGGCUAUUUCUGAUGAGAACAAUUCUGUUCAGAUUAGACCAGCUAAUGUUCAACAAGGUGGGGGAGAAAUGGAAGGGAGGAAGUUUGGAGGUGAGAUCAAAGCUAACAGAAGAGCUCUUGGUGUGAUUAAUCAGAAUCAAUUUUGUGUUGUCAACAAGAGAGGCUUUGCAGAGUCUAAUGGGGUUUGUGAUAAGAAUGGUCCAGUGCCAGCACAUAGGCCAAUCACAAGGAAAUAUGCUGCUCAAAUGGCAGUCUCGCAGCAUCAAUGCCCUGAGGAAUCUAAGAGGUCAAAGACAUCAUCAUCAGGCAUUGAGUUCACAGUGUGGGAGGAUGUCCCUUUGACAGAUGCAGAUGAUAAUGUGGCAGAUAAAGACCAGCCUAUGCCUAUGUCGUUGGAGAAAUCAAAAUCGGAGAUCGAAAAGGAUCAAAUGGAGGUUGAAAUGGAAGACAUAUUCGAAGAGACUGUUUUGGACAUCGACGGUGGCGACCCGAAGGAUCCGCUUGCUGUCGUGGACUACAUUGAAGAUCUGUAUGCCUCUUACAAGAAAAUGGAGAGUUCAAGCUGUGUUUCACCAUGUUACAUGUCACAACAAUUUGACAUAAAUGAGAGAAUGAGGGCUAUUCUCAUUGACUGGCUCAUAGAGGUGCACCACAAAUUCGAGCUACGAGAAGAGACAUUGUUUCUUACGGUUAAUCUAAUUGAUCGGUUCUUGGAGAAGCAAUCCGUGGUGAGGAAGAAGCUGCAGCUAGUCGGCCUGGUCGCCUUGCUUCUCGCCUGCAAAUACGAGGAAGUCUCGGUCCCUGUUGUCGAUGAUCUGGUCUUCAUCUCGGACAAAGCUUAUACAAGGAAGGAAGUUCUUGAAAUGGAGAGGUUGAUGCUGAACACAUUGCAUUUCAACAUGUCUGUCCCAACUCCUUUUGUUUUCAUGAGGCGAUUCCUCAAAGCCGCUCAAUCAGACAAGAAGCUUGAGAUGCUCUCACUUUUCUUGAUUGAGCUAUGCCAAGUGGAGUACGAGAUGCUCAAGUAUCCGCCCUCGUUUGUCGUGGCUGCUGCCAUAUACACGGCCCAGUCGACGCUCUACGGUGGCGGGCAGUGGAGCAAGACUUGCCAGUGGCACACAGGCUACUCAGAAGAGCAACUAUUGGAAUGCUCGAGGCUGGUGGUGGGGCUGCACGAGGGGGCCGGGACGGGGAAGCUGACCGGGGUUCACAGAAAGUACAACACAUCUAAAUAUGGAUAUGCAGCGAGAUGUGAACCAGCACAUUUUCUUCUUGUACAGGCUAACCAAACUAGUUAGUACAUGUGAUUGAUUUGGAGUGAAAUUUAAUUAGGGGGCACUGCACUAGUUGUUGAGAUUAAUUAGAGUUUAAUGAUAGAGAAAUUAAAUAACCAGGUUAGCAGCAACUUUGAGUUGGGAUUAAUUGCCAAUUAUUCAUUCUGAUUCGAACAAGUGUAGAAACUCUGCACUUUCUGAUUGUUAUUACUUAUUACAUUUGAUUGGGAAAUAAAUACCAUCUCUUUUGUUA
This is a messenger RNA of Salvia splendens (bonfire salvia), 1599 nucleotides long. Its product is annotated as G2/mitotic-specific cyclin-2. Lineage: Eukaryota; Viridiplantae; Streptophyta; Magnoliopsida; Lamiales; Lamiaceae. The transcript is spliced from 11 exons. The record is from RefSeq and is a predicted model, not a curated record. Gene Ontology annotation, molecular function: cyclin-dependent protein serine/threonine kinase regulator activity. Bases 72 to 1370 code for a protein of 432 amino acids. Gene Ontology annotation, biological process: mitotic cell cycle phase transition.